This is a messenger RNA of Aspergillus mulundensis, 426 nucleotides long. RefSeq names its product dynein light chain Tctex-type family protein. Gene Ontology annotation, cellular component: cytoplasmic dynein complex; cytoplasm. The record is from RefSeq and is a predicted model, not a curated record. Gene Ontology annotation, biological process: microtubule-based movement. The coding region runs from base 1 to 426 and encodes 141 amino acids. Gene Ontology annotation, molecular function: dynein intermediate chain binding. The transcript is spliced from 4 exons. NCBI's taxonomy places the organism in Eukaryota, Fungi, Ascomycota, Eurotiomycetes, Eurotiales, Aspergillaceae.
AUGGCUGUCGAGACCACUCCCGCUACUCCCGUCCCCAUCGCGGAACUUACCAAGAUUGCCACUGAGGCCUGCGACUCCGCGCUUGGACAAGCCGACGGAUACGAGCACACCCAAGUUGGAACGUGGAACUCCCAAAUCAUUAACUCCAUCCUGAAGGCCCUUAUCACCGCUACUACCCCUUCGACACCAUCCACUCCUCCUCCAUACCGCUUCACGGUGAACAGCACCAUCGUUCAACAAGGCCUGAUUGACAAGACUGCUGCUGCGGACGGCUCGACGGCCAACACCGGAAAGCGCGGCAUGCACUCUGCUUCUGGGGCGUUCUGGGACGUCAACCGCGAUGGAAUGUGGACAUUCAAGUACCCCGGCGCCGACGCCAAGGGGCUUGAUGUUGUUGUCAGCGUGACUUGGUUUGCACUGGGCUGA